Ctenopharyngodon idella (grass carp) is the source of this 324-nucleotide messenger RNA. RefSeq names its product immunoglobulin kappa variable 1-8. The record is from RefSeq and is a predicted model, not a curated record. Gene Ontology annotation, biological process: immune response; immunoglobulin production. The transcript is spliced from 3 exons. Bases 1 to 324 code for a protein of 107 amino acids. Lineage: Eukaryota; Metazoa; Chordata; Actinopteri; Cypriniformes; Xenocyprididae.
AUGUACUUAGGACAGAUCACCGUCACUCAGAGUCCCUCAAUGACAGCAGCUCAACCAGGACAAACUGUGAACAUCAACUGUAAAACCAGCAGAGAUGUGUUCAGGGAUACAGCUCUGAGCUGGUACUUACAGAAACCUGGAGAAGCUCCUAAACUCCUGAUUUAUUAUGCAAGCACCCUCCAGUCAGGAACUCCAUCUAGAUUCAGUGGCAGUGGAUCUGACAGUGAUUUCACUCUGACCAUCAGUGGAGUCCAGACUGAAGAUGCUGGACAUUAUUACUGUCAGAGUGUACACUGUCCUAGUAGCUGUGUGUUCACACAGUGA